This is a messenger RNA of Microtus ochrogaster (prairie vole), 4774 nucleotides long. RefSeq names its product potassium voltage-gated channel modifier subfamily S member 2 (gene Kcns2). Gene Ontology annotation, cellular component: membrane; voltage-gated potassium channel complex. Gene Ontology annotation, molecular function: voltage-gated potassium channel activity; protein binding. Lineage: Eukaryota; Metazoa; Chordata; Mammalia; Rodentia; Cricetidae. Gene Ontology annotation, biological process: action potential; protein homooligomerization; potassium ion transmembrane transport. The record is from RefSeq and is a predicted model, not a curated record.
GAGCCGCCCUAAGCUUGAAGCGCACGGAGCUGUCCGUUCAGCACCACCGCGCGGCUCGGGGCUCUGGGCCCACCGCAAGGCGCACGGGCUCGGUUCCCACCCCCGAUCCGCGGGCGCCUGCGGCGUGGGCUCCUGCCUCUCUUGGCGGGUGAGGGGCGCGCGAAUCGGAAGAGGGGGGAUCCACGAGCGUCGGGGCCACGCAGCCACCUGUGAGCCUUUCGCGGCUGCAGGCGGCGGUGUGUGGGGCCCGAGACUGAAAGGAGGCGCACGGCGGACCCCGCCUGCCCGGUGGCGGGGCACACACACAGGCGCACACAUCCACAUCCUCGCACCCGCGCGCACUCGCGCAGGCAGCCGGCUGUGGCCACCGUGGUGAUGCUCGCCAGCAGAUCGGGGAAGUUUCCCGCCGGCCUCGGCCGCGGGCGCCUGUGCACCCAGGUGUAGCGCCCCCGCGCGGACCGGGCUUCUGGGCAUCUCCAGCAUGACCCGCCAGAGCCUGUGGGACGUGUCCGAGGCCGACGUCGAGGAUGGAGAGAUCCGCAUCAAUGUGGGCGGCUUCAAGAGACGGCUGCGUUCCCACACGCUGCUGCGCUUCCCUGAGACGCGCCUGGGCCGUCUGCUUCUCUGCCACUCGCGAGAGGCAAUUCUGGAACUCUGCGAUGACUACGACGACGUCCAACGUGAGUUCUACUUCGACCGUAACCCUGAGCUCUUCCCCUAUGUCUUGCAUUUCUACCACACGGGCAAGCUUCACGUCAUGGCUGAGUUGUGCGUCUUCUCCUUCAGCCAGGAGAUCGAGUACUGGGGUAUCAAUGAGUUCUUUAUCGACUCUUGCUGCAGCUAUAGCUAUCACGGCCGCAAAGUGGAACCUGAGCAGGAGAAAUGGGACGAACAGAGCGACCAGGAGAGCACCACGUCCUCCUUUGACGAGAUUUUGGCUUUCUAUAACGACGCUUCCAAGUUCGAUGGGCAACCCCUGGGCAACUUCCGCAGGCAGCUGUGGCUGGCAUUGGACAACCCGGGCUACUCAGUCCUCAGCAGGGUCUUCAGCGUCCUCUCCAUCUUGGUGGUGUUGGGAUCGAUCAUCACCAUGUGCCUCAAUAGCCUGCCCGACUUCCAAAUCCCCGAUGGCCAGGGCAACCCUGGCGAGGACCCCAGGUUCGAAAUCGUGGAGCACUUCGGCAUCGCCUGGUUUACAUUCGAGCUGGUGGCCAGGUUUGCUGUGGCCCCUGACUUUCUCAAGUUCUUCAAGAAUGCUCUAAACCUUAUCGAUCUCAUGUCUAUUGUUCCCUUCUACAUUACUCUAGUGGUGAACCUGGUGGUGGAGAGUUCCCCUACCUUGGCUAACUUGGGCAGGGUGGCUCAGGUCCUGAGGCUGAUGAGGAUCUUCCGAAUUCUCAAGCUGGCCAGACACUCCACUGGCCUCCGCUCCUUGGGAGCCACCCUGAAAUACAGCUACAAGGAAGUGGGGCUGCUCUUGCUCUACCUCUCGGUGGGGAUUUCCAUCUUCUCUGUGGUGGCCUACACCAUUGAAAAAGAGGAGAACGAGGGCCUGGCUACCAUCCCCGCUUGCUGGUGGUGGGCUACCGUCAGUAUGACCACCGUCGGGUAUGGAGAUGUGGUCCCUGGGACCACAGCCGGGAAGCUCACUGCCUCUGCCUGCAUCUUGGCAGGCAUCCUGGUGGUGGUAUUGCCCAUCACCUUGAUCUUCAAUAAGUUUUCCCACUUUUACCGGCGCCAAAAGCAACUCGAGAGUGCCAUGCGUAGCUGUGACUUUGGAGAUGGAUUGAAGGAGGUCCCCUCGGUCAACUUAAGGGACUACUAUGCCCAUAAAGUUAAAUCCCUCAUGGCAAGCCUGACAAACAUGAGCAGGAGUUCACCCAGUGAACUGAGUUUAGAUGAUUCUCUACACUAGUUGGGAUGAUUUGUGAUCGCCAGACAUACCUUGCCGAUCCGCCUCUUGUGCCUUUGGCACAAUCCAGGCACCGUAGGGUUAGGACAUAAAGAGUUAUCCUGACCCUAGAGGGAGAGCUGCAUGGGAUAUGAGCCCUAGGUUGCUUUUGCAAUGUUCAGAGUCAUUUUUUUAGAGGAUGGUGUGUCAAACACCAAGCCUUUGCACCUUUCAAUGAAGUGACACUCACUGGUCUUUGCAUUAUGGGCAUAAAAUGUUCAUCUUUCUGCCAGAUGAGUAUAUAGAAUGACGAUCUCUCUGUCCAAUGUGUACACUAUUCUAGUCUUGAUGCCCCAGUAUCACCUGUGAGUAGAGUUUUCUGUGCUCCCAUUUCUGCGGUUGUUUGUGUGAACUCUAUACAAAAAGCCCCGGCAAGUCUGUCCGGUGGAAACACAUCUGUCUAUGGGGUCAGCAAGGAUUAUCAUGAGAUUCGGAUCACAACCUUGUGAAAACAGAAUCUCAAUUAUUUAUCCAUUGCUUUCCCCUAAUUUCCAUACCAAAACAGAAAGAUUGCAAAGCUAAGCACACUUAACUAAUGCAAGUAAUGCAAGUCUUCUUUUUCCUCGGUUCCGUCCUUGUGAUGUGCAUGGAUAUGCUAGUCAGUCUUUAGAAAGAUGUGUAUUGAUGUGUCUCUCCUAAGUGUCAGUAUAAGAGAAUGUUAUUCAGUCCACAUGUAGUAAACACUGAAUGUUUUUUUCCUAAACAGAUAGAUUAGGGACAGGGACUUUAGCUAAACAUGGGCCAAACCCUAGGAUGCUAUAAACAGACUUUAUAUAGGCUAAACCUUUUCAUUGACAGUCAGGCCUCUAUUUUUCCUGAAGGAAUCAUAGAGACCUUUAUUUCUGGCCAAGAUUACUAAUCCAGGCCAUUUUGACCAAAGUUUUCUGUGUCUUGGUAUUAGCAUGUUUUUUUCAAGUAUUUCUUUUUAAAGAUGUUUAGGAAUAAGGUCGUGUGUCUUUCUCAACUAGAAGAGGUUAGUGUUGCCUUGUCAUUGUGAGGUGAGCAUCGUUAGGUUGCUAGCAAGGGCAGUAGCUUAAACAUUUUCUUGCCUGCUCUGAAAGCUCGUCAUAAUAGGACAGCCCUUUUAACUUCAAGCAGAAUUCUCUUUAGGUAGCUCUGCUUCUAGGACACAGGAUAGUACGUAGACAUUUUGAUUGCCUUGAGCUCCUGCCGUGCCGUGGAAGCCCGGUAGUGCAGAAGAGUAUUCAAAAUACAGAUGUGUGUGAAGACAGUGUGGCUUACCCAAGGUGGAAACGCUGGAGUUCUUAUUUUCAUUGCAAUUGCAGGGUUUUCUUGUGGGAAGGCCAGAAGAAAAGAAAGAGUUAUAAAGCCAAAAACUACUACUUCAUAAAAUAUAAAUGACUGUGAAUUUCUUGAAAAAGCUUAAACCUUUCGACCACUAAGCUUUGUUGAAGGGUUAGCACUAUUUCCUUUCCCAAUGUGUUCCUCCUCUGCAGAUAGUCAGCAUAGAUGCUAUGAAGGGGAAGCUGGGCCCCCUUUUAAGAUAAUUCUUUCUCAUCAUCCUUUACAUAACCCAAUGGUUUUCCAGUGGCUUUCGUUAUUGUUAAGUCUUUGGCAAGGCUGUAAGAAUCUACGACCUAAAUAAGGAGAUAAAUGGGCUUUUUUUAUCCAAAGUUUGGACCUACUCUCAAUUGGUCCAUUUUGUGUUUUAGUCGGGUAAGGAUAAUCCACACCUUACGGGGUAUGGAGUGGAUCGCCUCAGAGGGCUUUGUGUACUAGUGUUGUCAUGGCUACAACAGUGUGGGUGAUUUGUUGGGUGAAUGCACUGGCCACUUGAUGUCCUUGAGCCUCCAGUUCAAAUCUUUCAUCAGGUUGGAGUUUCAUGAAGGGCAGAGGGAGGCAACCUCUUAGUGCCUCCAUGUAGACACACCUACGUGUGUGAUUCCAAAGCAGCAAGGAUGUGAGAUGAGAUGACUUACAGGGCCCUGCCAAGGAGACAGAAGACAGGGUUGUUGGCACACGGAACUCUUCAGUCCUGGAAGAUGCACUGAAGGCAGGUGAUAGCAUAAGCCUGUGAGGACCGUUCCGUCUGCUGAGGCUGAUGGCACAAGGUCACGGCAUGGUAUCCACAUGAUAUCCAUGGUCACUGACCAUGAAGCCGAGGCAAAGGAGAAAUGAGGCAAGAGGCCUGCUAACUUAGCCACUCCAGUAAGGAUUUUCCUAAACAAGUGGGUUUACCACCGAAAAAGAGAUACCUCUAGUGGGUACCUACAAGGGUACGAAAGCUGGAAAACUUGACUUUGCUUUUUGGUAAUGACUUGUUUUAUCUGGUGCCUUUCUUUGGGGGAAUCCCAAAGUGCUUUAGAGACUUUCUUUUUUUUAAACAUUUCUUGUAUAUAUAUAUACAUGUAUGUAUACUUGUAAAAAAUAUUUCUUUGCCCACCGAGACUUUUAGUCACCUCUGAACUGAAAAGGUCCCAUUGGCAUCAAGUUCUCCAAGCAGAGGUUUCGGAGACCUCGAGAGAGGGCACCCCAACUGAUGGGGUCACUGCAGUGAAUUCCCCUAGAAAGUGAAUAGUGAUGCCAGGGACUCCGGGACACCGAGGUGCGACGUUCACAGGUGCUGGCUCAGAAGCAAAGCCUCUGAUUGGCCAUGUUAGAUAACGCCCCCACAGCAGCAGUUUCUCUUGGUAACCAGGGCAGGGCAGAUUAAUUCUCUGUCCUGUCUCUGGGAACAAAGGCUACAAAGAUGAAGUGUCCCCAUAAGACUGUCAAGGUGACCAAUGAUCAAUCCUUCCUUGGCGGGACACACACACGCACACAUGCACAUGCGCACACACACACGCGCAAACACACACAUGC